Didymella exigua CBS 183.55 is the source of this 435-nucleotide messenger RNA. RefSeq lists its product as uncharacterized. Bases 224 to 412 code for a protein of 62 amino acids. The transcript has a single exon. NCBI's taxonomy places the organism in Eukaryota, Fungi, Ascomycota, Dothideomycetes, Pleosporales, Didymellaceae. The record is from RefSeq and is a predicted model, not a curated record.
CUGCGCUGGGCCACUUUCCAACAAGGUCAGGCCGCUGAACAUGUUUGUGAUGGUGAUGGUUGUCAACGCCAUCAUCAUGCUGGGGAUUUGGCACGUCUUGCGCACGCUCGCUCCUCUCGUGAUAUUUGCGAUAGUCAAUGGGGUCGCUAACGGCAUCUCCGGACCUGGACGAGCGACAGUUGCAAUGAGCAUGUCAGUCAUUGGAUAGUCUGCAGGCUAUCUGAUGGAUGUGUCAAUCGCAGGUUACUUGCUUGAGGCCGUGGGUGGUAGCAAGCAAGGUAAAGGUGUUGGCCAGAGUAUUGAGGUCUACCGACCUUCUAUCCUCCACGCUAGUGGAGUGGCUACGCUCUCUGCUCUGUUCAUCAUCUUAGCAAUAUUGACAGUCACAAAGAAGGUCCUCAAGCGGGUGUAAGGUCUUCAUGAGUUGAAUCAUAU